AUGUCAAAUGCUAAGCUUGAGAAGACAAUUCUUCGUUUCAAAUCUAAAAUAGAAUCAGGAGCAUACUAUGAAGCACAUCAAACUUUGAGAACAAUUACAAAUAGAUAUGUGAAAUCGAAGCAGUAUAAAGAUGCUAUUGACUUGUUAUACCAAGGAUCGUCUACUUUGGCAUCAAAGAAAGAAUAUGCCUCUGCUAGUGAUUUAAUUGGGUAUUUGAUUCAGGUUUAUAGCGAUUUUGAUAUCGUUUGUGAUGAACAAGAAAACCAAGAAUAUAAGUUGAAAUUGAUAGAAUUGGUCAACUAUCUUCCAGACAGUGAUCCUAGUUUGCCUGAUUUAGCCAAGCAAAGUAUAUCGUGGUCACAAAAGGGCAGUAAGUCUAAGUUUGGGGAUUCAGAUUUACAUCAUGUCUUUGGUGUCAAGUUUUUAAAUAGCGUUAAAGAAAGCGAGAUACCAGAAGUGGAGAGGCAGAAGCUAUUUUCAUUCGCUGAACUCCAUCUAAUCCUUGGUACUGCCGACUCUUUACCUUACUAUAUAAAUUUUUUGUGGGAGUGGUUUGAGGCAUCUAAGUCACAAGAGAUGGAUCCUGGAGUUUUUUUGGGUAGGGCAGUGAUAAAUUAUGCAUAUUUGAAGAAUAUACAUCUAGUUAAAGAGUCAGUAAGUCUCUUUUUAAAAAAGUUGACUAAUGAAUACACCAAUUUUGAGAUAAUGGAGAAAGGAGACCAAAAAAUAUACUUUUUUGACGAGGAUACAAACUUCAGCUUGAUUAACUUUUUCCAGUUAUUGGCUCUAACCUUAACGAAGGAAAAUUCAGGUCAAAAGUUUUUGAAGUUAUACAAUCAAUAUAAACCUGAACUUAAAAAACACGGAUUCAAUAACUCCAUCGAUUACUUAGGAAGGUUCUACUUUAAUUUAAAGUUAGGAAACCCUGAAGGUGGUCAGAACAUGUUUGCUAAUUUAAUGGGAGGUUUAUUCAAAUAG
Priceomyces carsonii is the source of this 978-nucleotide messenger RNA. RefSeq lists its product as uncharacterized. Gene Ontology annotation, cellular component: cytosol; TRC complex. Lineage: Eukaryota; Fungi; Ascomycota; Pichiomycetes; Serinales; Debaryomycetaceae. The transcript has a single exon. The record is from RefSeq and is a predicted model, not a curated record. Gene Ontology annotation, biological process: protein insertion into ER membrane. Gene Ontology annotation, molecular function: protein binding. The coding region runs from base 1 to 978 and encodes 325 amino acids.